AUGGGUGCCUACAAGUACGUUUCCGAGCUAUGGCGCAAGAAGCAGUCCGACGUGAUGAGGUUUAUGCAGCGUGUGAGGUGCUGGGAGUACCGUCAGCAAUCUUCCAUUGUUCGUCUCACCAGGCCUACUCGUCCUGACAAGGCUCGCCGUUUGGGAUACAAGGCCAAACAGGGUUAUGUUGUCUACCGUGUUCGUGUCCGUAGAGGUGGAAGGAAGAGGCCUGUUCCAAAAGGUAUUGUUUAUGGUAAGCCCACAAACCAGGGAGUUACCCAAUUGAAGUUUCAGAGAAGCAAGAGGUCACUUGCUGAGGAGCGUGCUGGACGUAAGCUUGGAGGCCUCAGGGUUCUCAAUUCCUACUGGGUCAAUGAGGAUUCCACCUUCAAAUAUUUUGAGGUCAUUUUGGUUGAUGUUGCACACACUGCUAUUAGAAAUGACCCCAGAAUCAAUUGGCUCGUCAACCCUGUCCACAAGCACAGGGAACUUCGUGGUCUCACUUCUGCAGGGAAAGAAAACAGAGGUUUGAGGGGCAAGGGACACAGGAACCACAAGAACCGUCCUUCUCGCAGGGCAACCUGGAAGAAGAACAACACACUUUCACUCCGCCGUUACCGUUGA
Molecule: messenger RNA, 615 nt
Organism: Lathyrus sativus (Indian pea)
Lineage: Eukaryota; Viridiplantae; Streptophyta; Magnoliopsida; Fabales; Fabaceae
Source: the annotation of a GenBank genome assembly